CUUUCCUGUCAGUCCCGACCGGCAGCAGUUGGGUCUCCCCAUCUCUCCUCAACUUCCCCGGUCUUCGGCCCGAGCUGUAUGAGGCAGAAACUCGUCCCACGUACGGUUCGGAGGCCGAGCCCCACCCCUGCAAUAAUGGUGCGGCUUAGGUCAACUAAUACGAAUAAGAUACAGUUCACUCAACGAUUGCCCUUGGGUCCCGAACUCCAUAUGGGGAAGGAACGUUGUUGUUUGCGAGGUCUCGAUCAUUUACAUGGACCCACUUCUCAUUCCAUUUGUGGGAAUUUGAUGAUUUAUAAACCGUCCCCAACGAGCGAAAGGUUCAUGUUUGAACAUGAUGAAUCACUUCGUGCCGACCUGUUGCCCAUAAACUUUCCUGCCUCAUAUGAGAAUGGAAAACUGGAAGAUUUUCUGCAUCGGCGGAUGAAGAAUCACGAACAUAAGAAUUUCUGGUUUAGCAUGUUCCCAGAAAGAAGAUACUUUUUUUCCAUUCGAGAAACGAGGAGCACGACUGAAGUGGCUAUACAUACAAAUCCAUUUACGGAUCUAUAUGCUCCAAUUGGAACUGGAAGUUCCAGAACUGGCGGCUGGUAUACCACCAUAAUGAAAUUGCCUUUUAUUUUUAGUAUUCAUAUAGGAUUUCUAUUGGCUUCAUCGGGAGGCUCGCGUAGUUUGUUACGUCAACUCCAAAAGGAUAAGUUGCAUUGGAAUCGAGAAAGUUUCGUUCAUAAUUGCAUAAAAGGAGUAAAAAUAGUGGCUGCGGCGCGUCGAGGGUCAACCUUUGAUAUCGAAUAACCUUUCAAGCCUUCCCCAAUGGAUCUCUAUCCUCCUUUGAAACCAAUAGAAGUUCACUGACCAUCCCUGUCAAACAUAACCCAAGGUAGGAUCGAGAGGAGAAGAAUAGGACUCUUGCUAGUAUCAUAACCUCUCGAUGGGAGAAUGAAACCAUUAGAUUAGUGGAAAGAAGAAAGAAUGGGAAGAAACCA
Triticum aestivum (bread wheat) is the source of this 986-nucleotide messenger RNA. RefSeq names its product cytochrome c biogenesis CcmF C-terminal-like mitochondrial protein. The coding region runs from base 79 to 795 and encodes 238 amino acids. Gene Ontology annotation, biological process: cytochrome complex assembly. The transcript has a single exon. The record is from RefSeq and is a predicted model, not a curated record. Lineage: Eukaryota; Viridiplantae; Streptophyta; Magnoliopsida; Poales; Poaceae.